AUGGCUACCGAACGAAAAUGCAUAGAAGCCGUCAAUGGUAUUCGUCAUAGAGAAAGAGGUGAAUCAACACAUCCAGUGGUUGACGAGAAUCCCAUGAUAUAUAGCCUUCUCCUCGGCGGGACUGAAUUACACACAGCAAGAUAUUCGUUUACAAACAAGACUUGUGUAUGGUGCUGGCUAAGGUACAUCGAUGAUUCAUGUAUAUGGAGGGUUGUAGCCCACACAGUUGGAAAGUCUUCGAUAUUUUGUAUAUCAAAGUACAUUGCUGAACACACAUGCUCAGUCGACGUCCUUAACCAUGACCACCGGCAGGGCAGCAGUUGGGUGAUAGCGAAUCUUAUAAAGGAUAAGCUUACCGGAACUAGUUGCAUCUAUAGAACAAAACAUAUUAAGGAGGAUGUCCGGAAACAAUGCGGCGUGAACCUAAGUUACUUAAAGGCCUAUCAUGCACAGGAGUUAGCGUACGCUAUGUUAAGGGACCAGCCAGAAGACUCAUACGCAGACCUCCAUGCGUAUGACGAGGCACUAAAAAUAGAAAAUACUGGCACAGUUUUCCAGGUCCAAACCGAUGUGUUUGGUAACUUUAGAUACAUGUUCAUGGCAAUGGGGGCAAGCAUUAGAGGGUUCAAAACGACAAUCCGACAUGUACUUAUGGUGGAUGACACUCACUUGAAAGGUAAGUACAAAGGAGUUUUGCUUUUGGGUGUAGCGAUGGACGAGAACAAUCAAAUUUAUCUAGUUGCCUUCUCGAUCGUUGACAACGAGAGUGAUGCAUCUUGGAAGUGGUUCAUGCAAAACUUAAAAGACAUAAUUGGAGAACUAGACGACUUGGUGUUCAUAUCCGAUCGACACGUAAGUAUCACAAACACAACUACUCAGAUGUUCCUGGGUGCAUUUCAUGGUAUAUGCACUUACCCCCUAACGAAUAACAUUAAAUCUCGUUUCAAGAACAAUACACUGACGAAAUUGUACCAAGACGCAGCUGCAGCAUAUCAUGAGUCAGUAUUCAAGUACUAUUGGAACCAGAUAGUAUCAGUUGGAACUGGUUCAUUGGCUGAAUACUUACAGGAGAUUGGUGUAGAGAGGUGGGCGCGGUACUACCAAGCAUUGUUUCCCUUCUUACUUGGACGAUCUCUCAGUGAUCGAAAGCAAACAAUGUCGUCCGAUGAAGCAACCAGUCCUGUGGUGAAUCAAGUAUCUUCGAUGGCAGAAAACAAUCUCCAAGAUGCUACGGAUGCUGCUAUUCGAGAAGCACAUGAAGAGAUACAAUCAUUGAAGAGAAAACUUCGUACAACCCGGCAUGAACUAAACAACAAGAAGUUGAGGUUACAACAAACUGAAUGA
Molecule: messenger RNA, 1344 nt
Organism: Momordica charantia (bitter melon)
Lineage: Eukaryota; Viridiplantae; Streptophyta; Magnoliopsida; Cucurbitales; Cucurbitaceae
Source: RefSeq, a predicted model, not a curated record